Molecule: messenger RNA, 3234 nt
Organism: Brassica oleracea var. oleracea
Lineage: Eukaryota; Viridiplantae; Streptophyta; Magnoliopsida; Brassicales; Brassicaceae
Exons: 12
Coding region: 1-3234 (1077 amino acids)
Biological process (GO): protein deubiquitination
Molecular function (GO): cysteine-type deubiquitinase activity
Source: RefSeq, a predicted model, not a curated record
AUGAAUCGUUUUCCUCCUCUGGCAGAUGCCAAGGGCGAAAAGCUCUUCAAGCUUGCCAAAGAUCUCUACGCUCAAGGCCAUCACAUCAAGGCCUUGGAGGCCAUCCUAGCUUUGUCUUUCCUCAAAGGGAAUGACAAGAAUCCUGUAGCUUACCUCCAGGGUACUAUCUUCAGGGACCUCGCUGGAAAAACAGAGAACCCCAAUCUGAAAUUCACCUACUUGCUUUGUUCCGUUGAGAUCUUUACCGCAUGCAAGCCUUUCUCAGGGGUUGCUGCAUUGUCACUCUUCAACUUGGCUCAGCAGCUUGAAUCCAAGCUCUAUUACAAGAAAUCCCUGGCUCAAGCUAACCAGAUCGUUGGCGCUGUUAAAAACUUAGAGUCUCUGAGGCAUGUUAUCGAGACUGCAGAGUCAAAGCUCGCUCAGUUCAAGAAUGGAACUUAUCUCGUCGAGGACUCCGAUAACUCAGAAGAUAUGGUUGAGUCGGAGGAAAAUGAAGAGACUACCAAGACUGAGUCUGACUUUGUUAGAGGACUCAAGUCGUACUGGUCAGGGCUGAGUGUUGACAAAAGAAGAAACUUUGUGAAAGUAAGCAUUGCGGAUUUUACAAGUUAUGUCCAGAGAUUAUAUGGCACAGAGGGACGAGUUGCUUUGGAGAAAGUACUGGGUUCCGUUAGAAAAGACAAAAGAUGGAGGCUUUGGGUAUGUCGAUCUUGUUCGAAAGAGUUCUCUAGUGCUGAAGAAUGUAGGAAUCAUCUCGAACGAGAACAUGGUGCAGGGUUUCAUCCUAAUGUAGCAAUGGCUCUAGCUCAAAGGAUAAGUGAAUCCUGGGGUUGUAUGAUAUCUGAUGGAGGUUGGGAACCCCUGGAUACUGUAUCUGCUGUCGAAAUGAUCAAGACUCGUCUACAAGAUAUGAAAGCGUUUGUAUAUGAGAAGGGGUGGUCCAAAGAUUUGCCUUUUGCUGCGGAUGAAGAGCGCAGAAAGCUACUCCAGGAGAUUCGGUUUCUACUUGUGACGUUUCGUGACUGUAACAUUCUCUCACGUAGCGUUAUAGCCUGGGUGAAAUAUUUGGUGGUUAGCCAUUUUGAGAAACUUCAAGUUUUCAAACAUAGUCUUGCCGAGUGCGGCCUAGUGGACACACCUCAAAGUAUCUGCUUUUUGGAACGUCAUGAACUCAAUCAGUUCCUGGACCUUCUCAAGCGCAUCAAGUGUGAAAGGGAUGAUGGUACUGAACUUGUCUGCAGAGCGGUGGAUAGUGUCUACAAUGGUACUCGAGUUAAAGAGAAGAUCGACUUUGACAUGAAGUUUUCAUCUCUGCUUUUGGAUAAGAGACUGCUGCAAUGCGAGAUUGCUCAGUUCGAUGAGGAAGGGGCAAUCAGUUUCCUAAAUGCCAGUGCUCACUACGCCAAGGCAAACGCUGGUGGCGACGAUAUCAUAUUCUGGUUGACAGAAAAGUCUUCAGGAGAUGAGAAAUUCAAAUUUCCCAGACCUAUUAGAGCACACAAUCUUGAUGUUUGGUUGGCAGUUCUGGGAGCCGUUCAGUUCACAUGUAGGACUAUGGGAACUCAAUACUACGCAAAGAAGCUCAGGGUCGGAGAUUUUACUGAAGUUCUCGUUGGCGCCAAGAACUUGUGCAUAGGCGAAGAUGAAAGGAGAAGGAGUACUCCGGAUGGUCAAAAGAAGACAUAUGCUUCUCUUCUAUGCGAUGAAUGUGAAAAGAAGCAUCUAAUGACAGACUCCAGUAAUUCUCUUGCGACAAGACUGUACUGUAGUGCAGUAGUAGAUGUUCUCAAAGGAGAAUUGCAUCCGAAAUUUGGUCUCCCCGAGUUAGAAGAUUGCCUGAAUGUUAUACGUGAUCAUAGAGAUGUCAGUGAUGAUGUGGUGUUGAGUUCCAUAGACCACCUGAAAUCAAUGAUGACCAAUAAGGUUCCUCUAAUUGAUUCUAAGAUCUUUCUGGUUGAAAACUCAAUGAUCAAUUUGCUCAACGACCUUGUCAGACUUUCUGUUUUUGACUACCGCUCUUACAUCCUUCCUCUGCUGAAAGACUUUAUGCUGGAAGAGUUAGCAGCAAUACAGGCGCUGAAACUUUUAUCCGAGAACAAUCAAGACAAAGAGAAGAAUUCGGGGUCAAAGAAGAAGAGACGCAGAAACAAAAAGAGAACUUCAACAAGCAUGCCUGGAGUUCUUGAUCAGAAUGUCGAACAUGUUACUUCUCCAUCACCCAAACCGGGGGAAGAAGAUUCUAUGGAACACGAUCAAGAGGAAGCUGCUAAAGAUAUGCAAAAUAUGCCUGAAGAAGAGUCACCGUCGAAACAUUUGGAGCCAGCACAUGCAGAAGGUCCACCCAUAUAUAAUUCAGCUCUUGCCAUGACGCUGAAGGCUCUUUGUCACAUUCUUAAAGAGUAUUUGCUGCAAAAUCGUAAUCAAAUUUAUGACCACCGAGAAGAACGAGUUCCUUGUGCAAUAGGAAAUUUCUUUACUGCGUUUGUCUCGAAGCAAAUGAAAGAGGGAGUCUACAGUUGCCUCUUGAGCGACUUACUUGCUUCCAUAGAAGAAGUUUAUUCCAUGACAAGUUAUGCCGCUGAGCUACUCGUAUCCAUCCUUGAGUUUUGGCCUUGCUGGAAAUGUCCAGAAAUAGAAAGCGUGGUCACUCAUAUUUUUACACUGGAGGAAUAUGAACGAAUGAGUUGUAGCAAAUGCAAAAAGAAGCCAAAUUAUCCAGAGCAAAGUUCUUAUGGAAUCGUCAUGGCUGCAGAUUCAAUCAGAAACCUGAAGUGUGCUUUUGGAAAUAUAAAGUUUGAGGACAUCCUUAAAAUGAUUCGCAUGGAAGAUGAAAUGUUAUGUGACAUUAAAACAGGAGGCUGUGGAAAGGCAAACUUUGUUCAUCACAUUAUUAGUAGAUGCCCGCCUAUAUUCACAGUCGUGCUGGAAUGGGAGAAAGAUGAAACGGAAAAGGAGAUAUCUGAAACAACAAAGGCUUUGGACUGGGAGAUAGAUAUGAGCAGGCUAUACGAAGGCUUAGAACCAAGCACAAAAUACCGGCUUGUGUCAAUGGUUGGUUGUGGGGAAGAAGAAGAAUACAUAUGCCUAGCUUAUAAAAAGAACCGAUGGGUCAGUUUCAGUCAUGGAGCUUCAGCAAAAGAGGUUGUUGGUAACUGGAAGAGUGUGGUCAGAUUCUGUGAAGAAAGGAAGGUUCGGCCAGAGAUUUUGUUUUAUGAAGCUUUUGCAAAGGCCUAA